Molecule: messenger RNA, 2317 nt
Organism: Cephus cinctus (wheat stem sawfly)
Lineage: Eukaryota; Metazoa; Arthropoda; Insecta; Hymenoptera; Cephidae
Product: heat shock 70 kDa protein cognate 4
Exons: 3
Coding region: 156-2105 (649 amino acids)
Biological process (GO): vesicle-mediated transport; protein refolding; cellular response to unfolded protein
Cellular component (GO): nucleus; cytoplasm; cytosol
Molecular function (GO): ATP-dependent protein folding chaperone; ATP hydrolysis activity; misfolded protein binding
Source: RefSeq, a predicted model, not a curated record
CUCGAAGCGGGAGAUUUAGACUAAUAAAAGCAGACGCGAAGGUGGAGCCGGCAGAUCUACACGAGACGUCAACCGGCGCAAUUCGAACGCUUAAACAAACGAGUGGAAGUUAAGAAGUUUCUGGAUAAGUUAAAUACGAACGAAGAAACGACAAAAUGUCAAAAGCACCUGCCGUUGGUAUUGAUCUGGGCACCACCUAUUCUUGCGUUGGUGUCUUCCAACAUGGUAAAGUUGAGAUCAUUGCCAAUGAUCAAGGGAAUCGAACGACCCCCAGCUACGUUGCAUUUACGGAUACGGAAAGAUUGAUCGGCGAUGCGGCGAAAAAUCAAGUGGCUAUGAAUCCCAGCAAUACGAUCUUUGAUGCCAAGCGUCUUAUUGGACGUCGCUUUGACGAUCUAACCGUUCAGGCUGAUAUGAAGCAUUGGCCAUUUACCGUCAUCAAUGAAGGUGGAAAACCGAAAAUUCAAGUAACGUACAAGGGUGAGGUUAAGACCUUCUACCCUGAAGAAGUCUCUUCUAUGGUCCUAAUAAAGAUGAAGGAAACUGCUGAAGGUUACCUGGGAAAGACAGUCACAAACGCCGUCAUCACCGUUCCUGCCUACUUCAAUGAUUCUCAGCGUCAAGCUACCAAAGAUGCUGGUGCGAUUGCAGGACUGAACGUCCUGAGAAUAAUAAACGAACCUACAGCAGCAGCCAUUGCUUACGGUUUGGACAAGAAGGCUGCCGGCGAAAAGAACGUCCUGAUCUUCGAUCUUGGCGGCGGCACCUUUGACGUGUCCAUCUUGACAAUCGAGGAUGGAAUUUUCGAGGUGAAAUCUACCGCUGGAGAUACUCACCUGGGCGGAGAGGACUUUGACAACAGGAUGGUCAAUCAUUUCAUCCAAGAAUUUAAGAGGAAAUACAAGAAAGACAUGUCCGACAACAAGAGAGCCGUUAGAAGACUGAGAACAGCUUGCGAGAGAGCUAAGAGGACCCUGUCCUCUUCGACUCAAGCCAGUAUCGAAAUUGAUUCUUUGUACGAGGGUAUCGAUUUCUAUACGUCGAUAACUCGUGCAAGGUUCGAGGAACUUUGUGCCGAUCUCUUCAGAAGCACACUCGAACCUGUAGAGAAAGCUUUACGCGAUGCCAAGAUGGACAAGUCUCAAGUUCACAGCAUCGUCCUGGUUGGCGGAUCCACAAGAAUUCCAAAAAUUCAAAAACUCCUGCAGGACUUCUUCAACGGAAAGGAGUUAAACAAAUCCAUCAAUCCAGAUGAGGCUGUAGCCUACGGCGCUGCUGUCCAGGCGGCUAUACUUCAUGGCGAUAAAUCCGAGCAAGUUCAGGAUCUCCUUCUUCUGGACGUGACCCCAUUGUCUCUGGGUAUCGAGACUGCUGGAGGUGUCAUGACGACAUUGAUCAAAAGGAACACUACCAUCCCAACUAAACAGACCCAAACGUUCACAACGUAUUCAGAUAAUCAACCUGGAGUACUUAUUCAAGUUUACGAAGGAGAACGAGCCUUGACCAAAGACAAUAAUUUACUCGGUAAAUUCGAACUUACUGGCAUACCACCAGCUCCGCGUGGUGUACCACAGAUAGAAGUAACUUUCGACAUCGAUGCUAAUGGCAUCCUAAACGUGACGGCUGUUGAAAAGUCCACGGGUAAGGAGAACAAGAUUACCAUCACUAACGACAAGGGACGUUUAUCCAAAGAAGAUAUAGAACGAAUGGUCAACGAAGCUGAAAGAUACAAAAAUGAAGAUGAGCAACAGCGCGAGGCCAUUGCUGCAAAGAAUUCUUUGGAAUCCUACUGCUUCAAUAUGAAGAGCACCGUUGAAGAUGAAAAACUCAAGGACAAGAUCAGCUCAUCUGACAAGCAAACUAUAUUGGAUAAAUGUUCCGAGACCGUCAAAUGGCUGGAUGCCAAUCAACUAGCUGAGAAGGAGGAGUUCGUAGAUAAACAAAAGGAAUUGGAAUCUAUCUGCAGUCCAAUUAUUACCAAAUUGUACCAGAGUAGUGGCGGUGGUAUGCCUGGAGGUCCUGGAUUCCCUCCAGGAGCAGCAGCUGGUGGUGCUACCCCAGGAGCAGGAGGAGCUGGUGGACCUACAAUCGAAGAGGUCGAUUAACCAAAAUGGAUUCAAAGUUAACUAUUUCUAAUUUUUAUCUAUAUCCAAUAAUCGUAUACGUAAUUCGCUUUGUGAUUGUCAAUUUUCCAGUCAUUUUUCCUUAAAAAAGCAUAUAACCAACUUGAGUUACACAUUAUAUAUAUAUGUAUAUCUCUUAUCAGUACUCGUCUGCGUGUGAGUCUGUUUAAUAAAAUAUGAUUUCUGUUUUUUAA